Symbiodinium necroappetens is the source of this 1017-nucleotide messenger RNA. Lineage: Eukaryota; Dinophyceae; Suessiales; Symbiodiniaceae. The record is from the annotation of a GenBank genome assembly.
AUGGGAAGAGGGAAGAACCGAGCUGACGGACGACCAUGGCGCCAACAAGGAACGCAAGGGCGCCAAGCCAACCAGGGAGGCGGACAGCCUGGGGAAAAUGGGCAGUCCCGAUCCUGGGCCUUUUGGUCUGGUACGUGGAAGUCUUCGCCCCGGCAGAGUUCGAAGUCCGAGAAGGUGUCGUUCCCGGCGUACGACGCCGGUUGGAAGCAGUCUGCGGAACUUAUGGAGGUAAGUUCGUCCGCAACCAGUGCUGGAGGGACGGCCCGUGGAGGCAUCGUCCAAGACGUUCAAGCUGCAAUCAACCAGGCCCGGAAAGUGGAGCAGCGACUACACCAACUACAGCAAGAAUCCCUGAAAAAAGGGAACGCAUGGGACACAUGGGUUCGCGAGAUGCGAUCCACCUAUGCACGAGAGCUGGAAAGGCACCGGGCAGAGCAAAAACGCCUGGCUACGGAUAUCAGAGAACUAGAGGAGAUGACUCACGCAGCCUACGUCAACGUACAACAAGCUGCUAUGCACCAAAAGGCAGUCGAGAGGAUCGAGCCCCCACCCUUGGAGUGGGAAGAGGCCAUGGAGAUCGACGACGAUCUCACCGAAGAGCAAACCAGGAACUGGGGCUCCUCCCCGUUCUCCGACUCCGGGAGCCGUAUGGCCGGGACGGAAAGGGAUGCGCUUGCUGUGUCCGACGCUUACCCGACGCCGCCGGGACUGGCGGAUGCAGUGGUAAGGGCCCAUGCUGCCAACGCCUUGGAUCCGAGAGCCAUGCCGAAUGCUCCUUCGCAGGGGCAAAGUGCCCUUGCAGCCAAGCUCUCUGACAAGCGCAGGGCCUGUCGCCAGGCUAUGGCGCCCUUUGGUUUGGGCAGAUUAAGUCCCGAUGCCACUGUGGAGCCGCCGGCUGCGCCUUCCGAUGCUCGACCGUCGGAACCCAGGCAGGGCAUCAUCCACGACGACCCCGACGAGCUCGUGGCUUCAGGGCUUCCUGGGGAUCAUUCGCCAGGACUGGGCAAGUUGGAGUAA